This is a messenger RNA of Prorocentrum cordatum, 1056 nucleotides long. The record is from the annotation of a GenBank genome assembly. Lineage: Eukaryota; Dinophyceae; Prorocentrales; Prorocentraceae.
AUGGGGGUCUGCCUGCAGGGCCGCCGGUGGCGGGAGGUGCUGGGACUGCUCCGGGGCGCGACCCUGGCGCGGGUGUCGCCGGACGUCGUCACCUUCGGGGCUGCCAUGGGGGCCUGCGCGCAGGGCCGCCACUGGGAGCUCGUGGUCGGCCUGGCGGGCGAGCUGCGCGGCCUCGGGCUCAGGGCGAACGCCGUCGUGCACAGCACCCUGCUGCUGGCCCUGGACCGGGGGACGCACUGGACGAGCGCAUUGGAAGUUGCGGAGGAGAUGUUGGGGAGCAGCCCGUGUGGCUCCAGCUCCGAGAGUGCUUGGGACACCCGGCCCCGGCGCCCGCCCCCAGCCGGCGGGCUGCCCGGCGCGGCGCCGACCAACACGGCGUACAACGCGUCCCUCACCGUGCUCGGGAGGAGGCGGCAGUGGGCACGGGCCCUGCACGUCGCGGGCGCGAUGCGGCGCAGCCGGGGCCUGCCGGACAGGAUCACGUACAGCCUGCUGAUGAGCGCCCUGGAGAAGGAGCACCAGUGGCAGCGCGCGAUUGGCCUCCUGAGCGAGAUGCGGUGGUGCGCCCUGCACGUCACCUCGGUGGGCCUCGCCGCCGCGCUCGGGGCCUGUCGGCGGGGCUUGCGGUGGGCGCUGGCGCUGGCCGCGCUGGCGGACGUGCGCGGGGCGAUGCCGCCAGACGCGCCGUCCUACAUCCCCAGGGGCUCCGAAGCGGUGUCUGCCCGACCGUCGCCCUGGCGCGAGCGCGGGGCGCCCGGCGGCGACGAGCCCGCGCUCGCGGCCGCCGUGGGCGACCUGCUGGCGGCGGCGGGUGCGCCGCUGGGCGCCGCCGAGGGGGGUCAGAGAGCCUUCGACAGACAAGUCAGGCAGCCGUUCCUGUUUAUAAGAGGAAUCGCGAUUUCUAUCCCAGAACCGCUCCCUCGCAUCCUGGCCAGCUACGCCUCGCUCGCCCUCGGAGGGCGCGCGGCUGCCGCGGGCCCGCCUGCUCGCCCCAGCGGCGCAGCGGUUGGCGGCGCUGGCGCGCCGCGCGCCGCCGCGGGGUGCGUCAGGUGCUGA